Molecule: messenger RNA, 1339 nt
Organism: Armigeres subalbatus
Lineage: Eukaryota; Metazoa; Arthropoda; Insecta; Diptera; Culicidae
Exons: 6
Coding region: 110-1339 (409 amino acids)
Source: RefSeq, a predicted model, not a curated record
CUGUUUUCCUGCUGUGCGCAGCAGCUGUACGCCGGAAAAGAAACAGAUUCUAUUGGAGCGGCUCGAGCGAUGGAAAGCAGCCUGCGGAAUCGGAACGGUGGCGAAUUUCAUGCGAAUUUGCAGUGACCAUUUUUUGGGAGGUAAACCUUCCGAGCCAUACGAUACAGGACAUGUUGAUUGGGUACCAUCACUUCUGCUACUCGAGAAUUCUUUGCCACUAGAAACAGAGUGUUUGGUAAAGUCAUUUGGAUUUGUUCAACAACUCGAAAUACAGAAAAAUUUGAUUCAAACUGAUAAUGGACAAGACGUACGAAGUUUGCAUCUGCAAUCAGAUUUUCCUAUGUUACCUGCUCAGGGAGUACCCGCAUUGACCAGAGAAAUCGUAGAAAAAGGAAUAGCGAAAGAUGACAAUGCUCAGCAUAGCCUUGCUGCACAAUGUAACACUGUGAAUAUCACGCACCCAAUCCUGGUGCCAAUACCCGUUCACACUACGAGUAUAUCCGGUAUGUCUUCUCAACAAGUUUUGCGGAGAAUCUCGCCAAGUGACGAACACGUAAUGAUGGACAUUUACGAUGCUGAGCUGAUUCCAAGCAUAAGUGAAAUGCCAUCCAAAGAGCCAGUCAAUUGUGAAACGGAUGUGAGCAUGUUAAGUUUACCGUUGUAUGAUGCCAUGAGUCCAAGUCGAGUGAAGUUUGCAAGUGCUGCAAUGAUUGAAUAUGACCCUGAACAAGUUUCCUUACAAGAUAAUUGCACAGACGGAAUCUCAGAUGGCUUUUCAGACAUGUAUACAUCGUUCCCCGGCCAACAUUUUGAAUUGGUUUCACAGGAUGUCCCAGCAUAUACGAAUCAUGUGUCUGCUGUUAAGUCACAGGAGCGCGUAUGCGAUGGUGAGAAUAUCACUAUUUCCAAAAAUUGUAUUGGGGUACAAACUAACGAAAAAUGGCUUCGUUAUUCUGCGAAACUGAAAAAGACCCAUAAUAAGAUUUUGGAGGAAAAUCGAAAACAUCAGCAAACUAUCCAACAGCUUCGAACAAAAUUGCAUACCGCUGAAUUAUCAACAAGGUAUACAAUCACAUCACUGGAAACCGAUGAUAAAAAGUGUAAAUAUGUUACUGGUAUCAGUUCCGGUAUUGUACUCCGUCAGUUGUAUGAGGCUGUUAAAAACGACUUGCCAUUUUAUGAAGAGACAUACCGUGAAAAAAUGUUUAUUCUGGCGUUCAGAAAAAUUCGAUUAAACGAACCAUUCUAUACGCUCUCACUGAUAUAUGACAUGCACCAUAGCACAGUUGCUGAUAAAGUAUUUCAGAUUAUCCACUAUGCAGGAAAGAUGGAACGGUGA